Messenger RNA from Peronospora farinosa, 798 nucleotides. The record is from the annotation of a GenBank genome assembly. NCBI's taxonomy places the organism in Eukaryota, Oomycota, Peronosporomycetes, Peronosporales, Peronosporaceae.
AUGACGUCGCGUGGUCGCAUCGAAGCAAGUGUCGAUUAUGUCUCAUUGCUAUCCGUGCUUCCAGUCUACGAGUAUCUAGUGACUAUUACAAAAUGGGUGGAAGGACAUUUGAUUCUAGGCACGUUGGGCUUUAUUCUUGUAUUUUGGGUGGCCGUGCCACUCUGUUUACCUGCUACAGCACUAGAAAUGAUGGCAGGAUCGCUAUUUGGUGUACCUCAUGCAGUAGUGGCAAUCAUUGUGGGAAAGACCGGUGGGUCUACACUGGCGUUUCUUUUGGGACGUUACAUGGGCAAGGAAAUGAUUGGUGGCUACCUACGUACCAAAUUCCCGACCUUCCGAGCUUUUUCCGAAGUACUCAAUAGUCCGAGCUGGAAGCCAAUAGUGUUGUAUCAACUGUCCAGUAUUCCAAACCUUGUCAAGGCCUAUAGUUUAGCCAUCACUCAAGUAUCCGUCACACGCUUUAUCGUGUCAUCGGCGAUAGGAAGCAUCCCACAUGCUGUUCUAUGGGCGUACAUUGGUGAACAAGCGACAGAUAUUACCUCCAUUUUUGCGGGUGAGACCAAGAUGACUACAAGUCGGAUGGUGAUGGUCGUCACCGGUAUCUCACUGACAGUGUUGGCAAUCGCGUUCCUCGUGGUGUAUACGAAACGGCAACUGCAGACUCUACAGAAGCGCGAGCGCCGUAGCAGUAGCGAAGAAGGGCAGCUACUCUCCGUUGAAAUCAAUGCCACGACUCCAGGUAGUGUCAAGAUCUCGUCACAGUGUGUGCAUACAUCGACGUCCACGCGCGACACCUGA